This is a messenger RNA of Uloborus diversus, 1212 nucleotides long. Its product is annotated as WD repeat domain phosphoinositide-interacting protein 2-like. Gene Ontology annotation, molecular function: phosphatidylinositol-3,5-bisphosphate binding; phosphatidylinositol-3-phosphate binding; protein binding. Gene Ontology annotation, cellular component: extrinsic component of membrane; cytosol; phagophore assembly site membrane. Gene Ontology annotation, biological process: protein localization to phagophore assembly site; protein lipidation; nucleophagy. The record is from RefSeq and is a predicted model, not a curated record. Lineage: Eukaryota; Metazoa; Arthropoda; Arachnida; Araneae; Uloboridae.
AAACCUAACACAACAAUACCUGCUCAUGCAAGUCCCCUGGCAGCGCUUACAUUUGAUGAUAGUGGACAAAAACUUGCUACAGCUUCAGUUAAGGGAACUGUGAUACGCAUCUUUUCUUUAGAAACUGAUAGGAUUUUGUUUGAAUUUCGACGUGGAGUAAAGAGGUAUGCUGAAAUAUAUUGCCUAUCUUUCGACAUAAAUUCACAGUUUUUAUGUGCAUCUAGUAAUACUGAAACAGUUCACAUUUUCAAAUUAAGUGCCGAAGAAACAGUUGAGCCCUAUGAUGAAGAAAGUGAAAGUUGGAUGGAUAAAAUUGGUAAAGUAUUGACCGUGUCUGCUCAGUACUUACCUGCUCAAAUGUCUGAUGUUUUUACUCAGCAGAGGUCUUUUGCAUAUGUCCAUCUUCCUUUUUGUGGCCAGAAAACAGUCUGUGCUAUAUCUGUAAUAAAAAAUCAACCUUAUGUUAUGGUUGCUUCUCUGGAAGGUAUUUUGUACAUAUAUGAAUUAAAUACUGAAGUUGGUGGUGCUUGUCAAUUAGUAAAGCAACAUAGAAUAGAAGGACCUUUGCAACCAUACAUGGUACCAUGUUCCUGUUUUAGUUCAAAAAGUGACGCAGAAAUAAAAGAAAUGGAAGGCAAAGGGAGAAAAGAAUCUGUAUCACAACCUAUUCAUUUUGAUGAAAUGCUUCCUGAUAAACCAGUAUCAGUGAUUGCUACUAAUGAGCUUCCACCAAUUUUGAAUACUGUUGAAUGAUCAAAGAUGAUAUUCUGCACUAGGAGAACAAUUUUCACAUUCACUCUAUUUCAUUUGAAUUUUCUGAACUUCGGCUAGAGUUGCAAUAGAAACAAGUUGUAUAUAAAGGAAAUUAAAUGUUAUUUCUGCCAAACUAUUUGUUAUUACAGAUUUUAAAAAUGUACAUAGCAACAUUAUAUGGGGGUGGAAAAGUCACAUUAGAGUGCUGUAGCAUUUUUGUAAAAAUUCCAGUGUUUUGUAUUUUCAUUUGCUUGUUAUGUAAAUUUUGUGAUAUUUUGUGAUAAUAUAUCUCUUCAUAUAUUUUAUGCAAUGUAUACUUAAUUCAUGAGAUUCUGUUUUAAUUUAAGUAGUAUUAAACUAUUUUUAAAUUAAAACAACUUGACGCCUUCUUUCAAACAUGUUUCAGAAACCUGCUGUUUAAAAUUGCUUGGGGAAUUUAAAAAAAUGCUGAUUUUUGAA